AUGGCGGCAUGUCUGCUCUUCUAUCUCCUAAUCGCACCCUCGCCAGGUUUAUCCAGUGAUAUCAUAAGCCUUGAUGAGAUCUAUAGUUUAAUAAAUCGUACAUCGGGCCUCUUGGAGAGGAUGGUAUGUGAGAACCCAACUUCUGCAUUGUGCAAACAAUAUCGACAAGAUGGUCAGAUUAGCAGUAAUCCCAUGGCCCGUAAAUGGAUGGGCGUCAUUAAUGAGGUGGAAGUAGAGGUUCGCAAUCGGGAUGGUCUAGCAUUAUGGAACUACAUCACCAACAUGACAGAAUAUAAUAUCGAGGAGAAUCAUCGGAUUAUAAGUGUGACAGGUCACUUAUCAUCUCUGAUUCUCGACCAGACUAAAGCCAUUGAUGUGGACCAACCCGGUUUGGAUCCUCGAACAAAACGGAUGUAUGAUUUCUACGGUUCGGAUUUAUUUACAUUCUACGAUGCCAGUAAGCUCAGGUAUUUGGUUUACAUCGUUCUUUAUUUCUAUAUUAAUUUAUCUCAUACUAGGCCUAUCACAAUGGUUCUUAGAUCGUGGCCCUUGGGAAAGACCCGGCCGGUAGCUUAA
This is a messenger RNA of Strongylocentrotus purpuratus (purple sea urchin), 576 nucleotides long. RefSeq lists its product as uncharacterized. The record is from RefSeq and is a predicted model, not a curated record. The transcript is spliced from 3 exons. The coding region runs from base 1 to 576 and encodes 191 amino acids. Lineage: Eukaryota; Metazoa; Echinodermata; Echinoidea; Camarodonta; Strongylocentrotidae.